AUUGUAUGUGUAUUUUUUGGUAAGGUAUGGCAGGGCUGUGUAUACGUCUAUGCGAUUUAAUAUUGUGUGUAUCGAUUUGUAUCUAGUGUGUAUUAUUACACAUCCGUUGUAGUUCUGUUUCCCCUGCUUGUCCGUUGUCUGGGUUACCUGAUAGUUGCGCCUGGUGUGUUGAUAGUAUUGUGUUUGUCUGCUUUCGUAUUUUCCCAUUACAAUCAGGGAUUUAUUGUAUGCCUAAUGAUGUGUUGAAUGUUAUCCAUCAUCGGUUAUUUCAUUGCGGUUUACAAAGUGUAUUGGUCAGUAUGAACGCGGUCACGAGCCCCUUGUCUGUGAAUCUGAACCAGAUUCUGCAGAAAAAGGUUCACGUUUAUGAUAUGCAAUAUGACUAUUAUUGCAAAUUCUUGGUUGCUGGUUGUCGAUCGCAAAAUGGCCCUGAGAUUGUGAUACUGGAGAAGAGCGGUUCGUCUGACGAUUCGUCGACGUUACGUUUGGUGAGCAGCACUACUACUCGUUGCGAUCCUGUAUUUCUUGGCUGGGCUCCUCCUAAGUUUGGUUCUGUUUUGAUUGCGGUUUUGAGCGACAACUCUGUUUGCUUUUACCGUCACUCUUCUUCUGGAUCUGGUUAUUAUCUAUCAUUGUUUCAUGAGAUGAUGGAUGUUCAGAAGUCUAUAAGCUGCAUGAGUAUCGGUGUAUCUCCCAUUGGCGAGUUGUUGUGUGCCGUUGGUUCUCCCAGCGGCCGCGUUAGUGUUAUUAUUGGUGAGGGUUCGUUUGAGACGAUUAAUUUCCAAGGGCACUUUGGGGGUGUUAACACUGUAUCUUUCGUUGUUAAUGAUGCUACUAUGGACAGAGGUUCGACUGUUUUGCCUUGUCUUCUUGCCACUGGUGGUUUGGAUGGCUGCGUGAAGAUUUGGGAGUUGUCUGAGCGCAAGUUCCAGUUGGUGAAGACGGUUUCUUUGGAGAAUGAUUCUAAGUGUGUUCCUCAUGUUCGUUACAUAUGUUGGAACAAGAGUGGUGGUCGUUUGGCGGCUGCAACUGGUUCUGAUGUGUUUUUAUUUGGGCGUUCUCCCGAUUGGUCAAUGAUUCAGCGUGUUCGGCUCGCUCGUUUAUCGGCACACGUUUCUGUUUCGUUCAACAGUGACCGUUUGAUUGUUUCGUGCGAUGGCGAAAGUUUUGUGUACCACCCCGACGAGAGUGGCGCGUAUGUGUUAUCCACUACCCUGGAAGGAAGCAAGGAGCAAUCUGUUGGUGCUUAAUAACUUUUUGAUAACACUCG
Molecule: messenger RNA, 1270 nt
Organism: Babesia bovis T2Bo
Lineage: Eukaryota; Apicomplexa; Aconoidasida; Piroplasmida; Babesiidae
Product: WD domain G-beta repeat family protein
Exons: 1
Coding region: 228-1250 (340 amino acids)
Cellular component (GO): nuclear pore outer ring
Molecular function (GO): protein binding; structural molecule activity
Source: RefSeq, a predicted model, not a curated record